Messenger RNA from Ustilaginoidea virens, 540 nucleotides. RefSeq lists its product as uncharacterized. Lineage: Eukaryota; Fungi; Ascomycota; Sordariomycetes; Hypocreales; Clavicipitaceae. The transcript is spliced from 3 exons. The record is from RefSeq and is a predicted model, not a curated record. Bases 1 to 540 code for a protein of 179 amino acids.
AUGAAGAGUCAGAUCGCCUUUCUUGCCUUUGCCGUGGCCGGGGCUUUGGCAAGCCCAGCGCCCAUAAAGGGCAAGAGCAAUGCCGUCUCAGAGGUUGACGACCUGGGCACCGCUGACUCCUCCGGCCUGGACGACACCCCCCCCACGACGCAGUUCCCCGAUGAUGGCUUAGGAUCGACUGACCCAGCCGACUCGGGCUUCGGCUCCGGGUCCGGCGACGCCGGCACGGGCACGGGCAUCGACAGCGUCGGUGAUGGCUCCGUGGCUGACGCCGGCUCUUCCACUGCCGGCUCUUCCAGUACCGGCUCUUCCGCUGCCGCUGGUGGCACGAUAGGGACGUGCAAGAAGAAGAAGAACACGUGCGUUGUGAAGAAGACCAAGAGCGCCGACACGAGCGACCUGGUGAGGCGCAUCAUCGACGAGUUGGUCAGCAAGGCCAAGGGCAAGGGCAAGGGCAAGGGCAAGUGCUCCAAGGCCGCACCGUGUACCCGGGACGGCAACUCGUGCUCGCUGUCGGGAAAAACUGCCGAGUGCACUUAG